Messenger RNA from Metarhizium acridum CQMa 102, 1200 nucleotides. RefSeq lists its product as uncharacterized. Gene Ontology annotation, cellular component: nucleus; spliceosomal complex. Gene Ontology annotation, biological process: mitotic DNA damage checkpoint signaling; mitotic DNA replication checkpoint signaling; nuclear DNA replication. NCBI's taxonomy places the organism in Eukaryota, Fungi, Ascomycota, Sordariomycetes, Hypocreales, Clavicipitaceae. Gene Ontology annotation, molecular function: nucleic acid binding; zinc ion binding. The record is from RefSeq and is a predicted model, not a curated record.
AUGGCUGACGUGAGGUCUCUCCUGCGCCAGCAAAAGGCCUCGCGGAGGAUAGAUCACCCCUAUGCUGCCUACUCGGCCGCCGGAAAGCUGUUAUGUACCCUCUGCAGAGAACAGGUCAAGGCCGAAUCAUUAUGGGACGGCCAUCUGCUCAGCCAAGGCCACAAGCACAGGGUACAACAGAAAAAGGUCACCCAGACAGCCUCAACAAGUCCAAUACCGGAGCCAGCCCCGGAUGAUUCCGUCGCUGUUCACAAGCGGAAACUUGAGCCCGUCGACGAGCAGGACAGGGAAAUGGAGGACGCCGUCCCUGCCAAGCGUAGCAAGCCUGGUAUUGCGCCUCUCACAGGCAUAGCUUUCAACGGCACUCCUGCUGCUGCUGCUGCCGCCGCCGCUCAGGAUCACGCGGCCAAGACCGGACGCACCAAUACGCCAGACCAAGUGCACAGCGCCGGUAGCAGCAACAGCAAAGAAAGCACAAAAACGCCGCCCAGCCUGAUCCGCAGACUAUCAACCACGCCCUCGCAGGGCGUUGAACUCCAGAUACCGUCGCGGCCGGCGACACCCGCUCAUAGAGAAGGUGGCUCGGCGUCUUCGGCUUCCGCAUCAGGGGGAUACUUUGCCCUUCAGUCUCAGACGGGUCCCAUGACGCCGUUGCAUCGCAAUGCCUCGGCCGCCAGCGUCACAGGUCCAGCAUCUGCUGCGGCAUCAGCAGCAGCCUCCACGGCAGACAAGACAAGCUCAACGGCUCAGCAGGUCGAUGAAUCGGAAUGGGCCGCAUUCGAAGCUGACAUCGCCGCCGCAGAGGCACCCUACGACGAAGGCGCCGUCAUCUCGGCACCAGCCAUGACAACGGAGGAAGUGGCCGCCAAAGAUGCCGCAGACGCAGAUCGCAAAGCCCAAGCAGACGCGGACAUUGAGGACGAGAAGGAAGAGGCCACCCGCGCGCUGGAAGAUGAGUUCGCCGAGAUGAAGGAACUCGAAGCCCGAGUCAAGAGUCUCAAAGAGAAAAGGAACGAGAUCCUGCAAAGGAGAAGAGAGAGCCAAAGUCUAGAAACCGCCCCUGUCGAGGGGGCGUCAUUGGUUGCAGCGGCAGUAAAACAAAACGGUGUUGAGGAAAGAGUUGCUGAGGAUGAAGAGGAUGACGACGACGAUGAUGAUGAAGAGGAGGAUGACUGGGAUGGGUUCCGGUUCCGCACAUGA